AUGUCUCCGCCCGCCCAGCCCUACGUCAACACCUUGUCCGCUCUCCCCGGCUCGACUGAGACGAAAGCCUACUCGAAAAGCGACGACCUCAGCAGCUUGGAGAGCGAUAAUCGGCAUGGAAAGGCCAGCACGGUGCUCUCCUCAGAUGAAGGUUUACUCGAGUGAGUCACCCACACACGUGGAGGCUUGGCCAUUCGGGUGGGCAAAGCCUGACACACUCAUUCGGAUCACCAGUUUGUACAAGCCUUUGAGCAACUGGGAAGGGGCGCACCGCUAUGACCCUACUGCGCAGUGGACAGAGGCAGAGGAGAAAGCCGUGGUCCGCAAAACCGACUGGAGGAUCUGCCUCGUUGCCUGCCUUGUGAUGGUGUGCCUGCAGCUCGAUCGAGGCAAUGUAAGACAUCCUCUUUUCCCCAGUACGCCGCUCCUACUGUUCAGGACUGGCGGCUUACUCCUUUGCACCAUCACGAAUCGACAAAUAUCCAGAUCGUCAAUGCCUUGUCCGAUAACAUGUUGGGAGAUCUUAAGCUUUCCACCAAUGACUACAACUUGGGACAAACCAUUGUGAGCCCUUUACACGGUCGAGUCAGGCGUAGACUGUGGGCUGAUCGGCAGUUUCACCCGGGCCACAGUUCUACUGCUCGUUCCUCUUCAUGGAGCUUCCCUCACAGCUCAUCUCCAAGGCAAUCGGUGUGGACAGGUAUGUACAGCACAAGGCUCUGCUCAUAAUUUUCAAGAUGUUUUGCUGACUCGAAGCGCGCCGGACCGCUUUCACAGAUGGGUGCCUAUCCAGGUAAGUCUCAGGAAGUUGUUCUGACCGACGACGCAGAACGCUCAUCGGUCUGCUUUCUUCCCCGCACGUGCGCUUGUAGAUCAUUAUGUGAGUUCUUACACGUGGAUUGUUCUUCGGAGCAAGCUCUGAUGUGCGACCGAACUCGAUUCGCAGUUGGUCGAUUGUGGCAGCCUCUCAAGCGGCGCUCAAGGGCAAAACAUCGUUCUUCAUCACACGGUCGCUCAUCGGAGCUCUGGAGGGUGGCGUAAUCCCCGAUCUGGGUGAGUCACCCACAUAUAUAGUCGAGGGAUGAAUUAGCGUUCAUGGACUGAACACUCGAAGACUCUUUAUAUGCCCAGUAUUGUACCUGAGCUACUUCUACAAGGGAGACGAGCUCACGACGAGGCUUUCGUUCUUCUGGGUUACCUUGUCGUCGACGACCAUCGUCGGCUCGUUGCUCGCUGCCGGGAUCCUGCAGCUCAGGGGAGCACAUGGACUGGAGGGGUGGAGGUGGCUCUUCUUGAGUGAGCAAGAGUCGUAACCCCCCCCUUGAUCCGAGCUGGGGAAGCUAAUCGCGUCUGUCUUGGUCCGCCACAGUCGAAGCAUUGUUCACACUCACUGCGGGGAUCUUCGCUCUGUUCUAUCUGCCGGCUAGCCCGACGGAGACGGCGGGUGGUCUGCGAGGCAAGAAAGGCUGGUUCACCGAGCGCGAAGAAAUCAUUAUCGUCAACCGUGUCAUCCGGGACGAUCCUACCAAAUCGUCCAUGCAUAAUCGCGAAGCGAGUACGUCCAUAUUCAUCCCGGUCCAUCUACUUCGCCCGAAUGGCUAUGCUGAGCCGGCGCUUGUUUACCUUAUGCGACUAGUUGGCAUCCUCUCGCUGUGGAAAAGCUUCAUGGACUUUGAUCUCUGGCCGCUAUAUCUGCUCGGUCUCACCACGUUCAUCGCACCGGCGACGGCGGGCGCUUACUUUACCUUGACGCUGCGCUCAUUGUCAGUCGACACAGCGAGAAGAGAAUGUUUCUCACGACCCGCGGAGAAUCAUCCGCCCAGUGAGCUGACAAACAUGCUUUUUUUUGCAUCCAUUCGUCCCACAGAAAGUUCUCGACAUUCCACACCAACCUCCUUCAAAUCCCGUACCUCGUACUCUUCAUCUGCCAAAAUCUGGGCCUGGUGUGGCUCGCCCGCAAGUUGAACUCUCGACUGCUCGUCGCUUCAAUCGGAUCCUUCUGGCAGCUCCUGUUCUUAAUCGUUCUGGUCGCCAUUCCCGACAACCUCGACCGGUGGGCAAAGUAUGCGAUCACGUCGCUACUUCUCGCAUUCCCCUAUGCCCACCCUAGUGAGUUGAACAACGAUUUCUGCAAAAGCCGAACCAUUAUGCGCAGACGCUGAGCUGAGAUACCUUGUUUCAUCCGUGCAGUUCUUGUGUCCCUCAACAGCCGCAACUCGGGCAGUGUGCGCACUCGAUCGGUCUCGGCAAGUCUUUACAAUAUGUUUGUGCAAGCCGGGUCCAUCGUUGCCUCCAACAUCUAUCAGAGCAAGGACAAGGUGAGCAAGGGGGAGGGACCAGACUGCGCAUCGUCUGAUUGCGCCGGAGACUGACUUCUGCCCGCUUCACCGGAUCUCACAGCCGUACUACCGUCACGGCAACCGUGUACUCCUCGGUAUAGUAUCGGCCAACAUCGUGCUCUUCUUCUUGGCCAAAGUCUACUACGUGGCGCGCAACCAACAGCGCGCCAAGAAGUGGGAGGCGCUCACGGUCGAGCAACGUCGCACGUACCUGGAGACCACCAAGGACGAAGGCAAUCGCCGCUUGGAUUUCAAAUUUGCCCAUUAA
Messenger RNA from Microbotryum saponariae, 2607 nucleotides. The record is from the annotation of a GenBank genome assembly. NCBI's taxonomy places the organism in Eukaryota, Fungi, Basidiomycota, Microbotryomycetes, Microbotryales, Microbotryaceae.